Messenger RNA from Maniola jurtina (meadow brown), 4191 nucleotides. It is a transcript of the gene Klp67A, whose product is annotated as kinesin-like protein KIF18A. NCBI's taxonomy places the organism in Eukaryota, Metazoa, Arthropoda, Insecta, Lepidoptera, Nymphalidae. The record is from RefSeq and is a predicted model, not a curated record. The transcript is spliced from 9 exons. Bases 220 to 2820 code for a protein of 866 amino acids. Gene Ontology annotation, biological process: microtubule-based movement. Gene Ontology annotation, molecular function: microtubule binding; ATP binding; microtubule motor activity.
ACUAGUGACGGUUCUGACGGUUAACAACAAAAUCAAAUGAAAAUUUUGAAAAUUAGAACGAUGAUUGUGAUUUUUUAUGACUUAUGUUAUUUUAAAGACUGUGCUUGAUAUCGUGUGUAUUUUUGAGCAAUUUUGUGAAGUGCUGGGCGUAGUUUGAGCUGUUUUGUGGAUUUUCGACGAACCGACUGGCGGCUACCUACCGAUAUCAAACGAAUUAAAAUGGUGAAAAUGGAUAAGGGCACAGCCCUUAUACCUUCGAAAAGUGGUUCUACGCAGAAAAUGGCAGCGAACAUCACAGUAGUUGUAAGAGUUAGACCCAUGAACGAUAGAGAACUAGGCCAGAACAAUCGCACGGUGAUCGAAGUUAUUGACGAGAAUCAGCUAGUAUUCGAUCCCAAAGAAGAUUUGCCGCCGUUUUUCUACCAAGGCGUCCAACAACCUAGCAAGAAUUACCUUAAACGCGCCAACAAAGAGAUGAAAUUCGCAUUUGACAGUGUAUGUGGGCCAAACGCUUCAAAUCAAGAUGUUUUUGAGAGUGCCACCAAAGAUAUGCUGGCAGCUUUGAUGGAAGGGUACAACUGCUCUGUGUUUGUGUAUGGGGCGACUGGCGCAGGCAAGACCUUCACCAUGAUUGGCAGCAAAGAGCAUCCUGGUAUCACAUACUUGACAAUGGACCACUUAUUUCACACCAUAAAUGGAUUUCAAAUGGACCGAGAAUUUGACAUCGCUGUAUCCUAUAUAGAAGUAUACAAUGAAAAUGUGUUUGACUUAUUAAAUAAAUCCUCCACCCCUCUUCAAUUGAGGGACUACCACCAGUAUGGAGUGACAGUGGCGGGACUCUCCAUACAUAAGAUUGAAACAGCCAAGGAGCUGCUGGAUAUGCUGGAGUUUGGCAACCGUAACCGGACCCAGCACCCCACUGAUGCCAAUGCUGAGAGCUCUCGCAGCCAUGCUGUCUUUCAGGUGUAUGUAACAAUGCGCUGCAAGACUAGCAGCCAGUGUCGCAAUGUAAAGCUAUCCAUGAUUGACCUGGCUGGUAGCGAGCGUGCCUCUGCCACUGGCUGUGUGGGUGAGCGAUUCAAGGAGGGCGCCAACAUCAACCGAAGCCUGCUGGCACUCGGCAACUGCAUCAACAAGCUGGCCGACGGCAGCAGCUACAUACCCUACAGGGACUCUAAACUGACGCGCCUCCUCAAAGACAGCCUCGGAGGCAACUGCAAGACAGUUAUGAUAGCCAACGUGUCGCCAUCCUCACUCUGCUAUGAAGACACCUACAACACUCUGAAGUAUGCCGCGAGAGCCAACAAGAUCCAACUCAGCAUCAAGAAGAAUAUAGUCGAUGGUAACAUGAACUCCAGUCAAUGUUUGAAGAUGAAUAAAGAGCUGCAGAGGCGGCUUGAGGAAGUAGAGAAGAAGUACAAAGAAGUACAAAAAAAGAUGGAGUUACAAGCCAAACUGGCCGUGUCCACCAACAUUGUGGCUGUUGACAUCAAGGCGAAAAAAGCAUUAUGGAGUCAGCGCAUCAACGAGGUGGAGCUUAUUCACGGUGCGCUGGAGAGCAAGUUGCUUUCUCUGAUGAGUCAGCAGCGCGUGGUCGCACUGAGGCACUUCCUGCGCACGCGCGCCUUUAAGCACGUCGCUGAUCUUGCGCACCGGUCGUCUUGCGACGCGCUGGAACAAAUAUGUACCGAAGACAUCCCGCGUCAAGAGCGCGCCUCAGAGACUUACACACAAAAACAAUUGAGCUGGAAUUUGAAAAUUAUGGACGUGUGGAAAAAAUGGACAGAGACUGGCAAAAAACUGCAAAACUUACUCAACGACGGCAUAGCCGACUGCCCUGACUUGAACGUAUACGUCGAGAUUAUCAAUCUGCGAAGCAAGAACAGAAUAAGCGAUGCUCGAAAUGAUCUAAAAGAAACACUUUUCUCAAUGAUGAAGAACGAAAUAACAGUUUUCACAGAAUGUAUGGGUGAUGCGUUCAAUAUGCUGAAAAAAGUGUAUCUAACUUUGAAAGGUUAUGGGCACGCCCCACCCACGUUGACUAUGGAAUACCUCGAAAUUAUAAACAAGGUUAAAUCAGCGAAAGGCAUAAGCUGGUCGGAUGAUGUAAAAAUCGACCCGCAUUUCAAAUUCAUAUUGACUUUGGAUCUAGAAAAUCCGAUAGCCCCCAUCGACUUCAGCCAAGAUCAAGAUGUCAAAAAUAGUACAAUUGAUGUUAUAACGGAUAGCGACGACUUGGCUGACAUUGAAAAUCAGGAACCUUGUACCAAAAAGCGUAAAGGUACACCGAUUAAACUCCAAAAUAAUGAAACUAUCAUCAUAAAUGAUUCAUUCGAAGCUUUGGAUACCCAAAAUAUUAACUCUGCGAAAAAGUUUAAGAUGGAGAGAGCAGGUAUGGAGAAUUUGAACGAUUUUGGUGAGCUCAACCCAGCAGAUUUGAAUUCGACUUUUGUGCUUGCGGGAAAGAUGGAUGUAUUGAGAAAGUUGCCCGUCAAAGCAGUAUCAAACGAGGUACAGCCUAUGAAGAGGGGUCUGACAGAUCGCACCAACACUAUCCAGAGGACUAUUAGCUUCAACAAUGACAAUAAAGCUCGUAUCGUGAAGCCGGUGCUGCCAGUGAAGCGCGUGGGCACCGCGACGCCGCAGCCGCGCGGCCCGGCUUUCGGCUCCAGCGUGCCACGCGACGGCACCAACUUCCGCACGGAUAUGUCAAGAAAAGUUCCUGUCACUCAAAGAUCAGUGGGUUUUAAAGCAGUUCGCGGGCGCGAGCGGCCGCAGGCGCAUCCCUACUCGCGCCCCGGAGCCUACACCAGGAAGUGAACAGCGAGUGAACACCGAGUGAACAGCGAGUGAAUGGUGAGUAAACAGCGAGUGAAUAGCGAGUGAACACCGAGUGAACUGUGAGUGAAAACUUAACAGGCAAUAGCCACAAUAUCUAUCAUUAUGUUAGAGCUAGGCCUACAGGUCUAUGGAAGAGAUAUCCACGUUUCACUCGUUAUAUCGACUCGUACCUAUAUAAACUGUAAAUAAGUAAUCCCAGUUAUUGAAACUUUUGCAUACUUUUAAAGGAUCUUUGAUUAAACGUUUUUGACUGAGCAAAAGUGAAUAAUUAUGUGACGAGCAGUUUUAAGAUAGAUAUUAUAUGCAUAAUAUCACUUUUGCAUAUUUAGUGACUUUAAGGUGACAUCCAAGUGUAUUCGUUUGAUUAGUAUCGUGUAUAAAUUGACUAAUAUUGCUAAAAUAAUUAUCUCUGUUUAAAACCCUCGUUGUAGCCUGGAUAUUAAAAUUUCUGUUUUCCCUAUAAUUUUUUAAUUUUUUACAUACCUAAGUAUUAAAAAUUGUGAAAAAAAAAAUUGUCUUUAGCAUAAAAUGUGACUAAUUAUGUGAAAGAGGUAAUCUUGUUGGACACGAUUUCUAAAGUAAAAGGAUAGGUCUUAAAUGUAUUGUUAUCCCUUUCAUAAUGCUCCUUGCAGAAAAUAAUAGCAUUAGAUUUAGACCUAUCAGUUUAGUUUAGAGAUUGUAUAGGAAUAGCCACAAUGACACAGUAUAUUGUAUGGUAUAGUGCCAUGACCCAAGUUCGAUUUUGGGUUAGGUCAAUUUAGGUAUCAAUCUGUGUGGUGAUAGAUAUUAUUUACCGCUCUAGUGCCUUAAAGUAUAAAAAACGCAUUGUUACGCCAGUUCGUAAUGUUUGUAAGUUUUUUCAUACUUUACAUAAUGUACCUAGUACCUAUACGUAAUAUACCCACCUACAUUUUCUGACAAUUACAAUACCUACUUCCAACUUCCAAAGUUAGCAUUAUUGAAAUAGAUAUUGUUUAUAUAAUUUUUAAUGACUAGGUAAUAUAAUAACUUUAUAUUGUACUAGCUUAUGUGCGCAACUUCGUCCGCGUGGACUACGCAUAUUUCCACCCGCUGUUUUGGAGUUGUAUUUUCAAAAUUCCUUUCUUAGUGCAUGUCUACGUCAUAAUAGCUAUCUGCAUGCCGAAUUUCAGCCCGAUCCGUCCGGUAGUUUGAGCUGUGCGUUGAUAGAUCAGUCAGUCAGUUAGCUUUUCCUUUAAUAUAUUACGUCGCAGUGAAUUGGCAUAAGCCGUUAGUUAGCCAACUCCCUUAGUGACAUGGCGAACGCCCGGGAGAUGUUAAAACGAUUUUUUUUCUCUCGUCUGGCUUUACAAAGAUUAGCCAAUGUCAAGU